UGGGGUCCGGAUCGCGUCGGAAAACUUUUCCAUGAGAUAAUAAUUCGUAUUUCAAUCAACUUCGGAUGACCUUGGAAUAAUGGAACGCGAAAAGAAGACUAUUAAUGUAAAUUAAUGUGAAGAGAAUUAAUCGUGAUAUAUGUUUAUUCACGUAAUAUAUGUAGUUUCGUGUCUAGUGACGAUUAGUGAGUCUAGUCUCUAUAACUUACCAGAGAAUCCACGACGCCAACGCGAGAAAAGAACAAUUUCUUGCUGAAUAAACGCGUUUUUAAGAAACUUCUCGAAACCAGUCAAUGUAUGUAUAUCUUUGCAUUUUAAAAAUGGUGCAACGUGCGGAUACUACGAAAAUUUUUAAAAAUUAUUGCACGAAUUUCGCGUGUACAAAGUUUCAAAGGGCCACAAGUUAUUCGAAGAUAGUUUUGUGAAUAUUCAAGAAAGGAUAACAAUAAUUAACAUCAAAUGUCGCGAUAACAUUGAAAGUGAUUAGCAACUUUUACAAUCGUUUAACUCGGGUAAUCGAAAUUUUAUAACCCAGUGCAAAGUUUAGCAAAGAAAAGGAAUAAGUCGAUGUCAGUGAAAAAUGAUUAACAUACUCUGUUCAUGUUUUAAAGAAAAUUUGCUUUGUACGGAGUCAAUGGGUGAUUGAUACCACAUUGUGUAUCUUAAUCGCUAAAUGAUGCAACAGUCGUGGCCCGUUUUGUAUAUUUAUCAUUGAAGUUCCUUUAGGAACCCACAACUCAGAUGAGCCUAGUCGUAUUAAAGUUUAAUAUGUUUAUCUGGUAAAUUCAAACAUUUUACCCUGUCUGGCAAGGGCUUCCUCUUAAGUAUGUAUUGCACGUAACGUUCUGCUAAAAAGACUAUCCUUAUAGCGUGAACGAACUACAAUGUUUGACCCAUUAAUCGUAGCCCAAUUAAUCAAAAGAGUGAUAAAGUGUUACUUUGUCGUGAGGGAAAAAAGAGCCAUGGUACUUUUAGCAGUGUAUUAAAGAAAUACGGAAGGGGGUGACAAAAUAAACGUUAUUCAAUAUUCAAAACAAGAAAAAUGUAUAUCAGGGUUACGGACCAUCUGAUCACUUUUGUGCUGUUCCUGUUGGUCAUAUUCGUUAAAGACGUCUUCGCGAUCAACAUCACCGGUGUGGAUAUACCUCAUCUGGUCAAAGCCGGCACCGAUCAGCCAAUAGUGCUCGACUGUAACUACGUAAUAAAUUCAUCAAUGAAUACCGAGCUGGUGAUAAAAUGGUACGUCAAUCAAGACGUGAUCUAUCAGUGGAUACGCGGCAACAAGCCGACGGGUUCCGACGAAUUUCACAAAUAUAUCGACCCCUCGUACAAGGCUAGCGAGAAUCCGGACACCAUGUACAGGGCGGUCAAGCUCGUGAAACCGGGACACGAUCUGACCGGUAAGGUGCGCUGCUUAAUAUCGACGCAGUACGAGGAAGCCGAAGCCAGUGGCUGGAUGCUUGUAUACUCACCAGAAACGGACUUUCGGUGGGAAGUCCGAAGGGGCUAUGGAGAUUCGCAUCAACUCGCGAUGAUUUGCACGGCGGAAAACUUGUAUCCGCGGCCAACAAUGAGGAUACUUCAAGACAGAAUUCCCCUUGACGAUCAGAAGCAUCGUUAUCGAAACAAAAGUGACGGUCGCUACGACGUGGAGACGCUGGCGAUUCUUAAUGCGAAGGAGAUCAAACUACCCAUCACAAUGCAGUGCGAAAUAUCUAUACGGGAAGCCAAUUACACUUCCGUUCGAGAAUACGUGUACAAUGGAGCCAAUCUUCCGGGACUGUCAUCUUUGCUGGUAAUGGCAGGACUCAUAACAACUAAUCGUCAAUAACUAUGAAUGAUUCCUAAAGAGUUAUAAUAAUAAUAAUUGAUAAUUAAAUCGAUAAUGAAAUUGGCGCUUUUAAUUGUUUAAGAGUGUUUGUCGGUAUGCUUGCGUUUCGAAAGGCAUUUUUUUUUGAAUUCGUUAAAUAUACGAAAAAAAAUUAAUUUACGCCGAGGAGAAGGAAACCAAAAUUUCACUUCUCGCUCAAAAAGAAAAAAAGAUUGAUGAAGCUUAAAAAAAUUUUCGAAAUGCUUACAGCACAAACAUUGGGAUAUACGGAUUUUAUCUCUGGGUACAAUUCCCUGGACAAUAUGGUGAUCUUGUACAGUGACGUCAUUUAAAGAAAAAAUUAACGUGCCCUACCUACUAGGUUAAAACUGGAGGAGGUCCUUUACGUCGACGAAAUAUUCACGGUCGAUAUUCCAAAUUUGAUUUUCCUGAAAAUUGUUGCCUGAUCGGUUCCAACAAUUUGAUAACAAACGUUCGCCCGAAUAUUUUUCUCGCCAUGACAUCUCUACAAUAUAAGAUACAUUCGUAUAUUCCAUUGAGUCGUGCUGAAAAACGCGGUAGCCCAAUUGAAACGAUUUUCACGCGAUCGGAAAAUUUUCAAUCAAAAAGUUUUAUGCUAGUCAAUGCGUCGGCUAUUGUUGGCGCCAAGUCAUUACUACGUAUGUACAUAAUAUCGAUACACACACACAGGGCACACAAUACCUCCUUAUGCAAUUGGAGAGAUAUCGUAAUUACAUAUUGAUUACGUAUUAAUUAGCUUGCUUGGACAAUGAAGAUUACGACGAAUUACUAUGUAUUAGUAUGAAACUACAUAAUUACGUAUAUUGUGUGUAUAUAAAUAUACAGAAUGGCUAGAUUGAGGUAGGUAUGAAAAUGGGCUCUGCUCACAACGGGAAACUAGAAUAAUUAAAAAAGAAGAACUUGAGGCAUCCAACGUUAGAAUUUUUGAACAAUCUUAGCCCAGCGUAACCAUUUCCGAGCCCUUCACGGUAGAGCGGAGUGGCUGAGAGUGGAAACUUUUUGGAAAAAUGCGAUGUGACUGCCGCUUUAUGGUUCCCUAAGUAGUCGUUGCGAUAAAACAAAAAACUUCGGGGACAUUCCUGGAAGUAUGAAAUUCAGGUAACCCUGGCAAUCUUGGGAGCAGCCUUUCUGUAUAUUUAUUAUAUGUAUAGGUAUAUUUAUAUGUAUAUAAAUUUGUCAAAGAGCAGUUUCGAGGACGUAUGGCACUCACAACGGCAAGCCAAUGUGGUUUUUUCUAAAACAAACGAAAAAGUAUACCUUGGGACAUGUGACAUUGGAGUUCUAACUUAAUCUAACCUAAGGAAACCAUUUGUUAGCUCAUCAAAACUCCGAGUGUGUACCAUAAAUAAUUUUGUUGGAAAAUUCAGUGUGAGUGUCGCUUUAUGGUCCUGGCAGUAUACGUUACGUAUCAAAGUACUUCUAAGCCCCCAUCCUGAAAAACAUCAAGUGUCCCCAUAACUGUCAAUACUCAAGACAAAAAGUCCUCGAAACUACCCUUUUGAUAAAUUUAUAUGUAUAUGU
Molecule: messenger RNA, 3373 nt
Organism: Cephus cinctus (wheat stem sawfly)
Lineage: Eukaryota; Metazoa; Arthropoda; Insecta; Hymenoptera; Cephidae
Exons: 5
Coding region: 1043-1831 (262 amino acids)
Source: RefSeq, a predicted model, not a curated record